CAGAGCUCCGAGUGUUUCCUGUUGCCCGGCUCUAAACCCUCCACAUUCCUGCAGACCUUCACACAGCUCGGAGCGCACUCGCCAGCUGCCCGCCUGCCUGCCACUGAGGGUUCCCGGCAUCAUGAGGGCCUGGAUCUUCUUUCUCCUUUGCCUGGCUGGGAGGGCCUUGGCAGCUCCUCAACAGGAAGCCCUGCCUGAUGAGACGGAAGUGGUAGAGGAAACUGUGGCUGAGGUGGCAGAGGGACCUGUGGGAGCCAACCCCGUGCAGGUGGAAGUAGGAGAAUUCGAUGAAGGUGCUGAGGAAACUGAAGAGGAGGUGGUGGCUGAAAACCCCUGUCAGAACCACCACUGCAAACAUGGCAAAGUGUGCGAGCUGGAUGAGAACAACACCCCCAUGUGCGUGUGCCAGGACCCUACCAGCUGCCCUGCCCCCAUUGGCGAAUUUGAGAAGGUGUGCAGCAACGACAACAAGACCUUCGACUCCUCCUGCCACUUCUUUGCCACCAAGUGCACCCUGGAGGGCACCAAGAAGGGCCACAAACUCCACCUGGACUACAUUGGGCCUUGCAAAUACAUCCCCCCCUGCCUGGACUCCGAGCUGACUGAAUUCCCCCUGCGCAUGCGCGACUGGCUCAAGAACGUCCUCGUCACUCUGUACGAAAGGGACGAGGACAACAACCUUCUGACUGAGAAGCAGAAGCUGCGAGUGAAGAAGAUCCAUGAGAACGAGAAGCGCCUGGAGGCUGGCGACCACCCCGUGGAGCUGCUGGCCCGGGACUUCGAGAAGAACUACAACAUGUACAUCUUCCCUGUGCACUGGCAGUUUGGCCAGCUGGACCAGCACCCCAUCGACGGGUAUCUGUCCCACACGGAGCUGGCCCCACUGCGUGCACCCCUCAUCCCCAUGGAGCACUGCACCACCCGCUUUUUUGAGACCUGUGACCUGGACAAUGACAAGUACAUUGCCCUGGACGAGUGGGCCGGCUGCUUCGGCAUCAAGGAGCAGGAUAUUGACAAAGAUCUGGUGAUCUAAGCCCGCGCCCGCCUCCUUCCGCAGUACCAAUCCUCCCUCUUCGAUCCUCCCCUUCCUGUUUCCCCCAAAGUUUAAAAUGUUUGGAUGGUCUGUUGUUCUGCCUGGGGACAAGGUGCUAAUAUAGAU
Messenger RNA from Suricata suricatta (meerkat), 1159 nucleotides. It is a transcript of the gene SPARC, whose product is annotated as secreted protein acidic and cysteine rich. Bases 122 to 1033 code for a protein of 303 amino acids. NCBI's taxonomy places the organism in Eukaryota, Metazoa, Chordata, Mammalia, Carnivora, Herpestidae. Gene Ontology annotation, biological process: anatomical structure development. The transcript is spliced from 10 exons. Gene Ontology annotation, molecular function: calcium ion binding; collagen binding; protein binding. The record is from RefSeq and is a predicted model, not a curated record.